GACGUCUGCGUACUGGAGAAAGAAAGAAAAUACGUUAACUAUUGGUCGCCAUUUUGAGAACCUGCGAACAGCCUUUGGAGGUGGUUGUUGAGCAGUAGACCUUUAAUUCUUUUGGUAUUUUAAAAAUAAUUUUUGCCUAUAUAUUAGGACCAAUGUCUCGAUUCAACAAUAAUCGUGGCGGCUUUGGAAUGAAUCAUUUCCAGCCGCGCAGAGGAAGUGGGCCCGGCGGCCCCAUGCGAGGUGGGCUUAUGGGAAACCCAAAUUUUAGGCAUAAUCCUUUCCAGAAUCAAAAUCAAAACCGGAGGGGACACAACUUCAACAGACCACCACACCAAGGAUCGCAGAACACUCCCCAGAAGCCGCAACAGAACCAGUCGCUACCCAUCAUCCCUCCGCCGACUCCAGGCCCGGCUCUUACGAUGGAAGGCCCGAUUAAGCAGCAACAGCAUCAGAAACCGGCACAAGAGCAGCAGAAAUCCACAACCCCUGCGCCCCAGCCGAAAGUUCAGUCACCACCACCCACACCUAACGUGACCUCCCCUCAGCCAAACCAGGCAAACAAGAACCUGAACCAGCAGCUGAAGUCACCCGUGGCAAAUGCUAACGGUCAGCAGCAGAAGCCGACUCCACACCCAAGCCCGAAAGCAGUUGGGCCGCAGCAAGGUCAGAAACCAAGCCCUCAGCAAAGCCAGAAGCCGGGACCCCAGCAGGGCCAGAAGCCAGGACCCCAGCAGGGCCAGAAGCCGGGACCCCAGCAGGGCCAGAAGCCGGGACCCCAGCAGGGCCACAAGCCGGGACCCCAGCAAGGCCAGAAACCAGGACCUCAACAAGGCCAGAGACCAGGACUUCAACAAGGCCAAAAUACAGGGCCACCGGCCAUGAAAGUCAGUCAACAGUCACGAGAUACCAUGAACACUGACGCAAGUCAGUCAGAAGAGAGGCAAUCUAAGGCUGAGUUCAAGGCGACGCUGUCCAUGUUGCUGAAGCCAGGUGAGAAGUCCUACACACAGCGGUGCCGCUUGUUUGUUGGUAACCUGCCCAACGACAUCACAGAGGACGAUUUCAGGAAGAUGUUUGCAAAAUAUGGGGAGCCCACUGAGGUCUUUAUCAACAAGGGGAAAGGCUUUGGUUUCAUCCGACUGGAAUCUCGGGCACUUGCAGAGAUAGCAAAAGCUGAGCUGGAUGACACACCGAUGAAGGGCAGACCCUUGCGUGUCCGAUUUGCUACACACUCUGCAGCGCUGUCUAUAAAGAAUCUGUCACCAUUUGUUUCCAAUGAACUCCUAGAGGAAGCUUUCUCACAGUUCGGAAUGGUAGAGAGGGCCAUCGUGGUUGUAGAUGAUCGUGGACGCUCUACGGGCAGAGGAAUUGUUGAAUUUGCCUCCAGACCUGCUGCCAGAAAGGCUUUAGAGAGGUGCAACGAGGGGGUCUUUCUGCUCACUACUUCUCCUCGGCCUGUUGUUGUCGAGCCUCUGGAGCAGUACGAUAGUGAAGAUGGUCUUCCAGAGAAGUUGGCACAGAAGAACCCCAAAUAUAAAACAGAGCGUGAGGAGCCUCCUCGCUUUGCCCGUCCAGGCACUUUUGAAUUUGAGUAUGCAAAGCGCUGGAAAUCCCUUGAUGAAAUGGAAAAGCAGCAAAGACAACAAGUGGAGAAGAACAUGCGUGAGGCCCGUGAGAAACUCGAGAGCGAGAUGGAGGAUGCUUACCAUGAGCACCAGGCCAAUCUGCUCCGUCAAGAUCUGUUGAGGCGACAGGAAGAACUGAGGCGUAUGGAGGAGAUGCACAAUCAGGAGAUGCAAAAGAGGAAGGAAAUGCAGCUCAGACAAGAGGAAGAGCGACGCAGACAGGAGGAGGAGAUGCUUCGGAAGAGAGAGUUGGAAGAACAGAUGCGCCGUCAGCGUGAGGAGAACUACAGGAUGGGCAGCUUUAUGGAUAGGGACAGAGAAAUGAGAAUGCAUCCUGGUGGAGCUUUGGGCAUGGGUGAUAUGUCCUUUGGUGGAUCCUCACAGAAAUUCUCUAUGAGCGGGCUUGGGUUUGAGAGUCAGCAGGGAAUGGGAGGACCAGGAGGCCUGAUGGGCAACGAAAUGCGCAAUGAGCGCUUCACUCCGGGUGGUGCGAGGGGAAUGGGUCCUGGUAACCCCGGGUAUGGCAGGGUCCGCGAGGAGUUUGAUGGUCCUGCUAAGAAACCCCGUUUUUAAACGCUGCCCUUUUGAUGCUCCCAGCAGCACCAUUUGUACAGUUUUUCUCUAAAAACAAAAAUGUUGAUUCGAAUUUCUUGUAUUUAAGUUUAAAUUGUUACAACAUUUUAGCCAAUUUACUCAGUUAUUGACAGUCAAUAUUUUCCUUUUUUACUUUGUCUCUAGUCUGAAAAGAGAAGUUACUCUUAGCUGAUCCAGUUGUUCUUUUUUUGACCAUGUAUAAUUUUUUUUUUUUUUUUUUUUUUUUUUAAAGAUGUGUUAUGCUCUGUGAGUCGUCGUGAAGUGAUAACUGUAACAUUUUUUCUGAACUUCCUAUGGCUGUGUUUUGUGCCAUGCAUUUGGAGUCAACGCAUGUACUAUAAUAAAGAGACAUUGGUUCAAUCAGGAAAAACCUUUAACCUUUUAUUCUUAAAAAUGAAACGUGUAGUACGUUCAGAAAGUAGCAAUGGGCUGUUUGCGGAAGUUGAAUAAUGUGGUUACCUCUGCCAUAUUAGCUCUUAAAGAUUCUAUGUGUUAUUUUCUCAAGUCCUGUCCACUUUAGUUCAGUGAUUCGUACACAGUCUGAAAAGAAUUAACUCGUGGUAUGACAGAAAUUAGCUGCAAGUACGACAUAGCUUUAAUCAGCAAAUUCCCACAUUGAAAUAUAUUGUAAAAAUACUUAUUCAUCAAAGGAAUAAUCAUAUAUUUACCACCUGCUUAAAAAGACUCUAGACUGGGAAGCAAUGUUGAACAGGGUUCUCCAGAUCAUUGAAAACUUAAUUAAAAUAAGAUUUAACACAUUUUAAUAUUUUUACGUUUCCUGUAAAUUAGCAAUAGCAUUUGCAGGAAUUUAUUUAUUUAUUUAUUUUUUUAAGAAAAAGUUGUUAAGAUUCAUUUUUAUAAAUUGGUUAUUAAAAUGGUCACAGUCGCGUUUUAAAGAACUUCAUUAAUUUUUAAUAAUGCAGGGUGGCUCUGAUAUUAUAACCCUGUUUUCAAACAAGUAUGUUUCCUUUUAUUUUUUGAAAAAGGGGAACUUUUAGGCUUUUUCUUGGUUUUUAGGAGAGGCUUUUUCUGAGUUAUGUUGCAUUCAAUGAGUAACUCUGCUUUUACAGUCUUGCCUCAGGACAGAAGAAAUAUCACACAUGGAACCUUUAAGAAAACCUGUGUAAUACUGUGUGACUAACAGUGGUCUUACAGAAACAUAGUGCUGAAACCGCACAGUCUGUCGUAGACAGGCAAAAUCCACUCAAGUGUGUGUCCUUGUGUGCAUGUUUGGAAGCUGGAGUUAUUUGACUACAUUUACAUGCAGGUCAUUCUGUUAUUGCUAGCAUUUGAAGCAUUUGUGAGGCAUUCUUUCAGAAGGAUAACUGUCAUAAAAAAUGCACAAAGCAAAUGCCACCAUCUUUAAAAACGGAUGAUGUUGUUAAAUUGGGAUGAAAUUGUAGCAGUUUCUGUAUUGUUAUGUAAAGGAUUAAUUUUGAUAAUUAUGAAGGUUUCCAUAAGGGUGGACUGAUGUGACUCUGGACUCCUAUAGGUUCUUUAAGGUGUUUAGGUUAACCUUAAGUGGUAAUAGUUCAAACAGCACCACGUUUCUGCAUCAGUUGAAGUAAUACAAUUGUAUGUAAAUGUAGUCAAUAAUGGUUAUGGACGAACUUGAGGCAUAUUAUAGGUCUAUAAAAGUUUGUGUGUAAAAUGUAUCUUUGGGGAAGUGCAGUGGCAAAUCUUGACAUCAGAUAUGUCCAUAUUAUACUUAAACGCCUUGGAACAUCCAUACUUGGAUACGUAUGUCAAGUCUUAGAAUUUCUAAAAGUCUAGUAACUAGCAACCAAUGGUUCAUCAGAGAUCUGACGUUUCAGGCUGUGACGUCAUAAAUGACUGAGUCACUGUUGGAUUUUGGAAAAUGAUUUUCAGUUAUAAAGCUCUAAUUUUGCUAGAGCAGCACAAAGACAAUAAGUCCCUUUGUAAGAACGCAUAGGAUGCCCUAGUUUUCAAAACCGCAUGGAUGUGUGCAGUGGGCUUAAACGACAGUCUGAUUUGCAUCUUUUCUAUUUCACUGAUAUGUUCUUGUGUAUCAGUUAACUUUUGACAAACCAGCACUACGAUCUCAUUUAAAACUAGAGACUCCAAGGCUAUUGUAUCAACUUUGUCAACAGGGCUCAUGUGCUGUUUUUUUUCCGAGGACCUGCCUUGUUUGUGGUAAAUUUAUCACUAUUCCCUUCUCAGACUGACUUGUAUGACAGAUUGGGUUACAUUCAGGAGAACCCAUUCUCAAUCUCUGCAGAAAUGUUUAACUGUAUCUGCAUUAAUGACUUUAAUGGCACCUGCCAUUAUAAUGGCAAUAAUAUCCUGUACUAUUAGGAUAUUCACAUUAUCUCCAAACACAGCACGAGAUCAAGAGACAAGAAGUCCAAAUAUUUUUAUUUUUUUUUCUAAUUGUGGGACUGCUCAAACAGUAAUAAUGUAAGGAUGGCCCAACCAAAAUUGAGUGCCAUAAUUAAACGGACACCUUCCUCCAUUCACAAGCCUACCUUUACAACCUUUGUCAGAGUUGUCUGGUAAGAGAUGGCCUGAAAAGUGAAUGUAAGUAAUUUUGAUCUUUUAAUAAUUUCAACUUUUGUUAUUAAGCAGAUUUUAUUUUUUGCGUGUAUUAACUUGGCUCUGUUCUAUUCCACUAGCUUUAACUUUGACAUUCUGUGAAUCAUUGAAAGUAUUUUUCAUUCAACAUUAGUUACAAUUUUGUAGUUGGUGGAAGCUUGCUGAUCUCGCACAGCAACUAGCUGAUCAUUGUAGCUUUUUCUGUUUUUUUCUUCAUGUAGAAGAAAAUGUCCUCCAUUUAAACAUGGAUUACAUAAGACAUCAAGAAUCAAAUAUUUUUAGUGCACCUGUUAAUGUCCUUCACACAAUCAAACAUGCAAUGAAGGUAAGGAUUUUAACUUUAAUGUCUUCUAUCAUGUGGCAUCCCAGAAUCCCACAAAACAAACCUGAAAUGGCCACAGAACAGAAGAUUUGGAUGUGUGGAUGCAUUCAGUAAUGGGAAGGAUAUAAAGGAGUGUUUAUCUCAAAUGUUACUUGUGUUUGUGUUAUGUACAUGUUUUCUUUAACAGGUAUGGACGGCUUUAAAGAUAAUGGACUGUGGCUGAAGUGUGGCUGGGUAGUGAGGACUUGGAAAAGCUGUAGCUAAGAAACUCAAACGCUGGAUCUGAAACUAGUGAAAGUAGUGAGAUAUAAUCCCUAUUUAAUCCUGUACAUACAGUACAUGAUUUCCUUCCAAGAGAGUAGUCUAAUGAGGUACAUUAAUUAGAUGUUUGUCAUUGUGAUAUGGUAGUCAAACCCCUGGGAAGUCAACUGGAUUGUGAUUCUAAUCCAUCCUUGUAGCUUUCUUGAUGAAUUAGAAAACUUCUUAUUUUAUCCAAUAUUGUGUACUUCAAAUAUUUAGUGUAUAUUUUCUUAUUUAAUUUUGAAAAAAGUUUCAAAAAUUUAGUAAUAGUAAUUCACAAUGGAAUGCAAUAAAUUUUAAUUAAUAUAUUGCAGAUUAAUAUCUAUAAAUACACUUAAUGGCAUUCAGAAAAAUCAUAACUCACUGAUCUGAUGUGGGAAUGGAAUUUAAUGCCUUCAAAGUCCACAACACUAAAUUUGUGUUGGUCGGUUAUUUCUAAAUAUUCAAAAGAAUAACGAUAUAGGUUUAAGGCACUAAUUGUUCUUUGCAACAUCAGUGCUUUGAGUAUAAUUUUCACAUAACACUACAUCUCAAUGAUGGAUUGUUAUGCCAGCUUUUUUAAAAAUAUAUUUGGCAAAGAGAAAGCCUGUCUACAUGGUUUAUACGCUCGUAUUAAAUGGUCAAUUUUGGAUGAACGUUUUUCAUUGCAAAAUAACAAAUCCUAUAACUAAUAGUUAUUUGUACAGAUGUAUUUGCCAAUCUUUUCCUCAUUCUUUAGACGAAUGAUUCCUUUUUAGCGCAGUGGCAUGCACUCUGAAUUUUUCUGACUGUAUGCACAGAUGACUGGAUUUUCAGAUUAAAAUAAAGAUUCCUCAAAGUAGUUGUGACAUAACUAACUGAAAAAGGAUGUUGGAAGUCAAAUAAUCUCCAACAUUUAGGAAACAGUUUAGAUCUGCAAUCAAAGGUAUGUAGGUACCUUUAAAAUAUGCCCUUUAUACAUCAAAUUCCUUUUAGGUAAAACAUUUAGAAAUGCAUCACUGCUUUUAGAUUGAAUUACAUUUUACUGGCUUAAAUAUAGUUCUUUUACUUAAUAACAUAGUGUGCAUUUUGAACGUUGUAACGUUGUCUGUGUUGUGUACAACUUGUUUUUCUUUAACAGGUUUGACCAUCUGUUAAGGUGUUGGACUAUGAAAAGGAAGUUGCCAAGCCAAGACAUUGAGAGUCUGUAGCUUCUGUUGGAGCGGUUUUGUAAAUGAAACUGUGUCACUCUAAAGGACCAGAGUGAUCAGAUAAUAGUGGCUCUAUAACUUGGACUGUAGGUUAGAAUAUUUGGGAAUUUAUAUAUUUGGAUAUUGCUCUCGCACAAGUACACCGUUUUAAGGAAAAUUCUUAUAUUUAUGUCUAUUGUAUGUUUACAGUUGCUAUACUUUAAUGCAGAAAAAAUCCCUUUCUGCUAUUUUGACAUGAAAAUAAACCCUUGACAUUCUUCAAGGGGCCCGGUUACCCACUCCACAUUUUUGUGUUCCACUUUGUCUUGUGCAUAUUAUACUGACUGUUUUUGCAGCCAUGCAAUUCACUCUGUCUUCAAGCUAGGUCUUCUGUCUUUAAGGUCUGUUUAAGAGUCCUCAGAUUUUUCUUUAUCCUUAUUUGCCACCUUUGGAAGGACUUUGAGGUUCUUAGUUGUACUGGUCACAGAUGAUAGAUUCCAGAUAACAACUAAAAUGUGACAGAAGUAGAAAGUAUUCUGUAAAAUGUAUUGAGGACAGUUUGAAGCAUUUGACUCUUAUAAAUUCUAAAAUGUAAGUUUUAAGAAGAGCAUGUGAAUUUGUUACAUUUUUAUAUAUGAAAGAAAUAAUGGAAUUUUGUUCUAGUUCCUCUUUAAAAGAUUAAGAGACUGAGUUUGAUAUUGCCUACAUGUUUUAAUGUAUUCAAGUAAAAAUAGCUGUCAUGCUUGCUUAUACAGCGCUAUCAAACCAAAGCAAGUUACAUUACACAAAUACAUGGAUUACACGUUGUAAAAAUGGACAAGUUUGGCAGUGGAAUUAUAAAAACGAAAGAGGAACACAUUUACUCAACAUCUGAGGUCUGAAAUCGAUGCCUCUUUAUAGAUGUAUUUGACUGGAAUUGUGGUGACAAUGGAAAGCUUUGACAUUCAAGUGAAGUCGCAGCCACAGGCAAGUGAAACAUUGCAGUAAGCAGACUCUUCAUAAAUGGAAAUCAAACUUUUUGACAGUCACUCUUAACAGCUUUAACAAUUGUCUAAUGAUCACACAGCACAGGUGUGAUCAAUAUAGCAACUAAUUAAGGUUCAUGGUGAGAAAAAUGACCUGUUGCCUUCUAGGGGUGUAACGGUACGUGUGUGACGUUAAGUGCUAACAUGUAUAUGUUUCUCUGUAGGAGGAAAAAGACUGCCCGUACCAGUGAUAUCCACAUACAAUCUUACUUUUACUGCUACAUGAUUAGUUUUUUUUUAUUAGUUUUUUUUUUUGCUUAAUAAAUAAAAAUUAAUGUCAUCUGUUAGACAGUGAGCUGAAUCCAGAACCAGUUUUAAGUAUUACUCUAGUGACAACUUUCUAGGGGCAAGUAGCUCACAGCCUCUAACCUCAUGUUUAACUCAUUUUUCCAGUUGGACUAAAAUCAAAAAAACUCAGUGUACUAGUUACGCUUCGACUACAUGUAGUUCUCGUGUCUCACAGCUCACUGAGCUCAGCUUUUAACAUCUUUAGAAACUUUUAUUGUAUUUCUUCAGUGCAAUCCAAUCCAAGGUCUUUUUCUUGGUUCAGUAGAAAGAGGUUUUGUUUUUUGUUUUUUCUGAUGGCAUUGGCAGUCACACCAUUAGGAUUUCUAAAUACACUCUCAUAAUGUGAUUCUGCCUAACCUGUUAAGGAGCAGAAAGUCAUUUUCUUUUCCAGAACAUGUUUGCUGCACACCAGGUAUGCAUUGGCCAUAAACUCUGGUAGGAGUAUUCUUGAAAGCUCAGCCAGAACUCUGUGCUAACUCACACAACAUAUUUUAUAUUUAAACAUUAUAUUUAACUGAAACAUGAGUGCUCCCAACAAACAAUACCUAUUCUGACAGUUCUGUUGUCCUCUUUUCAGGAGUUGUUUUUUUUUAAUGUAAUUAUUGCUAGUGUUUAAACCUUUUUAUGAUGAAAUCAUUCCCCAAAUAUGGGAAAGUAUUUCUCUUUAUUCUCAAUUUAGAGUUUCUUUUGUCAAAGUAAGAAUUAUGGCCAACUUUUAAUUUAAAAAAAAAAAGAGGCUGCUCAUAGGAUAAUUUUGACUUUUGUUAGUCUUUUGUUGCCUCUACCAAAAAUAUACCACACUGACUGUUACAUCCCCACUCCCCACACUUUACAUUGUGACUCAAGUUUUAUGUAACAACUUUUUACUCCAGCACAUAAUCUCAUCAGUUCUGUCUGAAUUACCAUAAUAGUAAGAGCUACACCAGCAGACCGAUCAAGCUCACAGACCUGAGUGAGGCAGGAUGUUCGAUGCUGUCUUACGGUUGAAGAGGCAGCGGCUUGUUGUGCCUGUCUGGUUGUGCGGGUUUCAUGUCUUUGGGUAAAAGAGGUGCAUUAGCUGCUGUCAGCCAGCUUGUCAAAGACAAGCUGCCCCAGUCCACAGUAGAGGCUCUUCUCUGCAGUUGGGUUACAUUGACGAUGAGUAGUUCUGCAGAUGUCAGUGGACAGUAAAGCCUGGACUUGUUUGCACUGCAGCCAGAGGUAUGCUUACACAGAUCAGCUGAACAAGUAAGGUAAGUGUCCCAUCCAUGUUUAUAAUGCAAGAUGCACAGUUGUCCCAUGACUUAACUCUUCUGUCUUCUUAUUCCACGUCACUGCUCACAGUGAUGUCUUCAGGGCUUCUGGCAUCACACUUUCAAAGAAUGGCAUCACAGUGCAGAUCUCUCUUCAUACUUCUUGGCAAUAGAUUUGCUGUAGCCUGUGGAGUGUGUGUGUGUGGUUGUAGUACUUUGGCUCCUCUGUAUGUGUGCAUGAAAACAAGUGUUUGUGUGGAUUCAAAUAUAUGGAACACAGCGCUGAAAUGAAAGGUAUUCUGCUUUUUUUUUUUUUUUAUAAAGUAUUGCCUGGUACAUUUAAGCUCCUAAGUGGAAAAAGCAGAAGUCUUGUCUACAACCGUACACGAUGUUUUGCAUUUUGUUUCCUUUUCUCGAAAACCUAUAUUUGAAAGUGAUUAGUUUGGAAAAAGGCAGGGUGUUUGCAGCAACAAACUGGGGGUGGGGGGACAACCAAAGCCCAGCUCUACCAGAGGCAAAAUACUAUGAGAAACUGUUCUGCUUUGGCCAUAACUUUGUUUUUUAUGUUUUGAAAUACUCAGUGCUUUCUGAUUUCAGUCUAUUCCUGCUUUGAUAAAGUAAUAGUACUGUUAAACACCCAGUGGCCUUUCAUCAGCACAUCCUCAGUCAGUCGCAAUGCAGUUAAAAUCAGUCAUGAAAAGUACUUUCACACUGUGUAAGCAGCACUUUUAUCUUUGAACCCUCUAUCAGCACUACUCCCUCGCCCUCUCUGCCUGUCUGAAAUGACAUACCGAUUGUAUUGGUACUGGGUUGGGUUUUUGAAGUGUUGAAGUGACUGUACAGAAUGCUGUGGCAAGACUUAACUGGCACUAAUAAGUGGUCACACAUCCCUUGCGUUUUGGCUUCUCUUCAUUGAUUGCCAGUAAAUUUUAGGUUUCAUUUUAAAAUUUUAGUUUUAACUGAACAGCUCUACAUGGUGAAGCUCCCCAUUAUAUCUCUGACCUAUUGAAACAUCAUGCUUCCUACCGGUCACUUCAGGUCAGAGGUUACUGUUGGUCCCAUGUAUUGGGUUCAAAACACGUGGGGAUCGAGCUUUUCAGGCACUGGGUUGUGGAAUUCUCUUCCACUGUCUUUACGCUGUACAAACUCCACUGACUCUUUUAAAAGCAGCUGAAGACAUUUUUAUACCAACAAGCUGUUAAAAAGUGUUUUCAUUGUUUCAUAUUAUUAUUAUAUGUAUAUUUCAGGGUUUAUUGUGAAGCGCUUUGAUUUUUAUCUGUGAAAGUGCUAUAUUUAAGAUGUCACAUACUUUUUGGGUCCUCAACCUUUCUAAGUUGGUAGUUCUUUUUCUUAAAAAUAUAUAACAAUACUUUUACAAUUUUGUGCAUAAAUAACUGGUCAGACUUGUGUAUGUGGAGCAAAUAGAAACACAAAGGACCACUCAUGUUUCAGUAAUCUGUUUUAAACAGAACGAGCAUGAAAGUUUAUACUGUACCAUUUCAUCAUGUAGAGCAUUUGGGCUUUAAGUUACGUAGUGUUUGUUGUCAAUCUGAUUUUAGUUGCAUCAAGACAGUUUGCUGCUUCUCAUCUGUGGAAUGAAUUCGGUGUAAAACUAGUGAGAAAACUGUUGUUUUGAAGCUGGGAAUUUGAGCUAUGAAAUGACACACAACCAUUUUAGCUUUUGAAAGGGCAUGAUGCUAACUGUAGAUAGGUUAGUAACGCAUGUCUGUAUUCACUGUGAAAUUAAUCGUCAUUCUACCUUUUGCAAACAAUAUUUUAAAAUGUACCGGCAGGGUGAAAGCUGAGCUGAACAUCACACUCCUGGGUGUCUUUUAUUGUAUCUGGUUGCUGAAUAAAGACACUUUUAGGUGAAGGGUGCACUUAACACAAGAUAUGGGUUAAUCUAUAUUUAAAUUAAAAAAAACAUUCACACACUCAAAACCUUAGGGUACAUCACCAUAUUCUUCUUUGCCUAAUGUACUUCAAACUCACAAGGAAAUUAUUUGCUGAGGUCAUAAAAUUAGGUGCAGUAUCGUUUUCUUGACUUCAUUUAGUCUGGCUUUUGUAAUCGGGAGUUGCCCCCUGCUGGCCAUUAGAAACAAAGCAGAUUUAAUUCACUCCCAUAUUAGCUUCACAUUUAAAAACGAUGCUCAGUCCACUGUGUGUGUGUGUGUGUAUAUAUACAAUCUGUAUUCUCAAACACUGUUUUUAGGAACAAACUGAUGGUUGCGUGGUUUGUCGGAGAAAAUUUGGACAAUCGUUUUAAAGAGUGUGUCCAGUGAUCAGCUUCAAAUGGACCUUUUCCUUUCUUCUCUCAGUACCUCUUAUUCCUCAUUCCUUCCUGUGACUCAUGAAUGGCAUAUCAUGCACUGACCAGCCAGCCAUUUGAAUAAAUGUACACAAGAAGACUGUGGCAGUUUCGUAUGUUGCUUGUAUUUAGAUCUCUCAUCUCUGUAGGGCUCUGCUGCCCUUGAGUCUCUCGAGCUGUGGCUAGACUGUGUUCAGCCAAUGGCGGCUGUGAUGAUUUCAUCUCUGCACUGUGAUCCAUUUUCUAACCAUGCUCUGAGUCCUGAUUGACUACAAUCCUUCCUUAUAUCCUGUUGGAGUGUGAUGCCAGAACUACCCUUCAGUCCUGUAAUGGCCUCUUCAGAAAGGGCCCUGCCCAGAGUCCGAAAGACUGACACUGAAAACGACCACGGCUUCGUCAGUGCUAGGUUUAUGGUGUAGCUCCAGUUUGGGGUACCUUUGCAGUAAAACACCUGAUGUGUCAGUAUGAAAGUCUAGCUUCACAUGGCUUUGUAACAGAUGGACCUACCUACCUCUCAAGGAUUGCAACGGAUUCGAACGUUGUCAUGAAUUUGUCUGUCCUCUCUGCAGUUUCUAAUAAAUUAUUCAUGUUCUGGGUGCUGAGAUGCCCUUCAGUAACAAACACAUGCAUACACGUGCACACACUUCAUUCAUUCACACAUUUUACUUACCCUCACACACGAUUUUCUUCUAAUUUAUGUUAGAACUAACUCAUUUUAUUUUAAACAUCUGUCACAUGACAUACAACACAUACACCUACACACACCUACAUACCUACACACACAGGCUCUCACUUUUGUGUUUAUGCAUUGCAACCACAGUGAGUAGUGUUUGAGUAAACCUGGUGAUCAGUCCACUGUCAGGCUCUCAUUGUCUGUCUCUUGCUGCAGGAUCCUCGACCAUUAGAGGGAGGCUGAGGAUCUGCACGGAUUUACCACCGGAAAAUGAAGAUUGUCUUGUAAAAUGUCAAAGCUGGAGGAAGCUCGCUGUAACAGGACGCCAGGAUGACCUCCAGGCUGGCUCAUGUGCAGUUCGUCCUUCAAAACAUGGAUGUGAAAUGUGGCGGAGCAGUACCAGAACUCAUCCAGCAGAGGGCAGUCUGCAGUCCAGAGGAGAGAUGCGCUGUUUUCUCUUAAUAAUAAAAGAUAUAAACCUGA
Messenger RNA from Pundamilia nyererei, 12551 nucleotides. RefSeq names its product splicing factor proline/glutamine-rich (gene sfpq). The coding region runs from base 153 to 2198 and encodes 681 amino acids. NCBI's taxonomy places the organism in Eukaryota, Metazoa, Chordata, Actinopteri, Cichliformes, Cichlidae. The record is from RefSeq and is a predicted model, not a curated record. Gene Ontology annotation, molecular function: RNA binding. The transcript is spliced from 12 exons.